Messenger RNA from Malurus melanocephalus (red-backed fairy wren), 798 nucleotides. It is a transcript of the gene SBSPON, whose product is annotated as somatomedin B and thrombospondin type 1 domain containing. The transcript is spliced from 5 exons. Lineage: Eukaryota; Metazoa; Chordata; Aves; Passeriformes; Maluridae. The record is from RefSeq and is a predicted model, not a curated record. Bases 1 to 798 code for a protein of 265 amino acids.
AUGGGCGGCACGGCGCUGUCGGGAGCGCUGUGGCUGGGGCUGCUGUGGGCCGGGAGCGGGGUCGGGGGCAGCUGCCAGGGAAAGUGCUGCCAGGGCCGGGAUGCCGCCUGCGUCGGCGAGGGAUGGAGGGAGGGAGGUGGCUACGGGACCUGCUACUGCGACGGAGGCUGCCGGCGAGCCGGGGACUGCUGCCACGACCACGGCCAGGCGUGCCCGGCUAUUCCCUGUGUUGUGGGGGAGUGGAGUCAUUGGAGUGGCUGUGCAGAGCAAUGUCAUCCCGGGCUGCGGAUACGUAGGCGCUACGUACAACAGGAACCCCAAAAUGGUGGGGAACCGUGUCCAGCUCUGGAGGAGAAGGCUGGCUGCCUGGAAUACCUGACUUACCAGGGGGAGGACUGCGGCCAUGAACAUGUCCCUGCUUUCAUAACUACCUCUGAAUAUGGYAAAGAAAGAAAAAGACGAGCAGCAUCUUCUUCCUGGCCUUCAGACAAAGAASCAGCAGGAUACUGUGUGGAGUUCAGGACAGAAUCUCUUUCACACCACUGUGCUCUGGAGACGCGUCCAUACGCCCGCUGGAUGCAGUACCUGCGYGAGGGACACACCGUGUGCGUGGCCUGCCAGCCCCCAGCUAUGAACACGGACACGCAGCGCUGCUCUGGGGAUGGCCACAAUGCAGAUGGAGAUAAAAUCUUACACUGGGAAGCAAUUGGCAAUGCUCAAUGCCAAGGAACCUGGAAGAAGAUCCGGCAACUGGAACACUGUUCCUGUCCCCUGGUGCAUAGUUUUAUUUUUACAUGA